AUGUCAUAUAUAGAAGAGGAUGAGACUGAUUCUGAGGAAGAUGAAAACGAUGAUAGAAAAGAUGCAACCAAAGUUGGUCCUGAAAAAUCACAUUCUGAUGAAGAAGAUCUACAAGAAUAUGGUCUAGAAAAUUAUGAUGAUGAAAAAGGUGAUUUCACAACGGGUAUUUCUGGUUUGGUCAUGUUUGCGGACAAUGAUGCGGAUCCUUAUAUCACAAAGAAGUCAAAAUCUGAUUCAAAUAUCAACUCUGAUUCUGAAGACGAAUCAGCAGAAAAGUCAGCAGUCCAACUCAAACCUGAUGACAAUCUGCUUGUUUGUGCCAGAUGUGGUCAACAUUCUAGUGUUUUGGAAGUUUAUGUAUAUAAUCACAAAUCAGGAGACUUCUAUGUUCAUCAUGAUAUACCUUUAUUGGAGACACCAUUAUGUAUGCAAUGGGUUGGAUUUGAUCCAGGUGCUGAGAAUGUGAAUUCAGGCAACCUCCUUGCUGUAGGCAACUUUAAUGGAACGAUUGAUAUAUGGGAUUUAGAUGUAUUAAAUUCACUAGAACCUGUGGCUUCUAUUGGGAAAGGUAAAGUUUCAAAACAAAGAAGAAAAAUUGACUUUCGACAUGCUGAUGCAAUUCUAGAUAUAGCAUGGACUGAUGUUGUACAUGACCAGCUAGCUUCUGCAUCGGCAGAUACAGCUAUAGCUCUUUGGGACUUGGAACUAGGAAAAGCAACUCGAGUCUUCAGAGACCAUAAAAAUAAAGUUCAAACUCUAGCUUGGAUGCCAAAAUCUGAUAAACAUUUACUGUCAGGUGCUUUUGAUGGAAAUAUAAUUAUGACAGAUACUCUGGAAAUAAGAACAGUUGCACAAUGGACUAUUGAUGGGGAAGUUGAACGCAUCACAUGGAAUAAUGAAAAUAGUAAAUACUUUGUUGCCAGUUGUGAUUCUGGUUUUGCUUUUUAUUGUGAUGUAAGAAAGCCUACCGAAUUUAUACAUAAAUGGAAAGCGCAUGAAGGUGCAAUUCCUGGCCUUUUCUUGAAUCAAUCUGAUUCUAAAAAUAAUUCCUGCCUACUUCAAACUGCUUCUAGUGAUGGUCUUGUAAAACUUUGGGACCUAAAUUUUGACAAACCAAAAUUAGUGCAUGAAAAAGAUAUGAAAAUGGGAAUGGUACAUUGUUGUGAAGGCAAUCCAGAUGAAAAUUCUGUUGUUGCUUUCGGUGGACAAAAAGGUCAAGUCAGAUUGUGGGACCUUGCAAAAAUUUCUGAAACUGCAAAGUACUUUGAUUUACCAGAGCAAGUUAAUAAUAUAAAUAGUGAUGUUACAUUAAUUAGUCCAAUUAGUGGAGAUGGAGAAGAGGAUGAUGAAGUUUUGAAAUAUAUACAGGGAGAGGAUUACAUUAAACCUAACAAAAUAAAUAAAUUUUCUAAACAAAAUGGAAAUCAUCCUAAUGGUUCUGGUGAUUCAAAAAAGAAAAAACGUAAAAGAAAGAAAAAAACUUCUGCGAACCAGUCAAUACAAAAUAAAAAAUCACUGAUAUAACAAUGAACUACAUUGGUCUUGGAAAGAUAAAAAUAAGCUCAAGAAACGAUAUUAAUAUUGACUUGAAAUUAGUUUGAAAAUUCAAAAUAUUUUUUAUUAUGUUAUGUCCAUAUUUUGGCAGUUGUCAUUCUUCAUUUCUUUUGAAAUGUUUACUUUGAUCUUCAGAAUUUGACCUAAUUCAUCAUGCCUGCGACAUCCUGUUGAGAUUCAUUUCCGUAACACUUCUGAUAUUCGUCAAUAUUUUUCUGAGAGAUUUGAUAAACAUUCAUAGGUUAAUAAAUUAAUUUACACUGCAUUUUAAAUGUUUGUUUGUAUUAUGAGAAAUAUUUCAUCCAAAUCUCUUACUCAAAAGUCCAUACUCUCUUUACCAACUACUUCAGGCAGAAUGUUUAAAUUUUCCAAAAUCGGAGUAGUGCUCUCUAAUAAAUGCUGCCAAACUUCUUAAUAUCACUUUUUAG
Messenger RNA from Styela clava, 1982 nucleotides. The record is from RefSeq and is a predicted model, not a curated record. NCBI's taxonomy places the organism in Eukaryota, Metazoa, Chordata, Ascidiacea, Stolidobranchia, Styelidae.